AUGGAUUCCAGCGAGUUCACUUCUCUCGAAGAGAAGCUGACCGCUGCUACCGUGAAGGUUACCCGAACUGCGAACCAACUUGGCCAAGAGGACUUGGAUUUCUAUCGCACGUCAGAUGCCGACUUCAGCAACCAAGCAGAUGAACAGGGCAAUAGAAUUCUUUCUUUGACCAACGCCCUUCUCAAAGCUGCCACUCAUGGGUCAGAUGGACAGAUUCCGCAGUUAAAGGACGAGGAUUCUCUUGACAGCAAUUGGCGUGAUAUUGUUGACGUGAUCGACCAGCUUUUAGAAAAGGCAGAUGCAUGCUUGGACGAGUUUACCGGUGCGAUCAAGAAAUUGAGCCCGUCACAAGAAGAGCAAGCGCGCAAGGCACCCCCUCCGAAGAGGGCGCCUCCAUUCCCUUCUACAUACGACUACGGGCCAUCAAAGAUCCCGAAACCCCAGUUACGGUUCGAGCGCAAGCCUGACAACACCGACCUGGGUCCUUUCCAACCUCUUCUCAAAUCAAAGCCCAACGCUAUUGUGCCCUUAUCCGAGUCUACUAAGCUAAAGGAUUUUGAUGGAGUGAAAGGCGUUCCUAACCCAUACGAACCAGAAAUUCGUGCGUCGCACUACCCGGCCUCGGUGUACCAAACGGCAACCCCAAUUGAAUACCUGCCUUACGAGAGCACAACUGCUACGUUCGUGGAUACAUUUGACGGAGUCAAGGAAAUGCUGUCAGAGCUGAAGCAGGCUAAGGAAAUUGCGAUUGAUCUUGAGCAUCAUGAUGUUCAUUCUUAUCAUGGUCUUGUGUCCUUGAUGCAAAUCAGCACUCGAGAGAAGGAUUGGGUCGUCGAUACUUUGCAGCCUUGGAGAGAGGAGCUUCAAAUCCUGAAUGAAGUCUUUACGGACCCUAGUAUUGUCAAGGUACUGCAUGGUUCCACAAUGGACAUAAUCUGGUUGCAGCGCGACCUUGGGUUGUAUAUGGUCGGCAUGUUCGAUACCUUCCAUGCUGCAUGCGCUUUGGGUCUCCAAAAGAAAAGUCUCAAGUUCCUUCUAAAGGAAUACGUCAAUUUCGAGGCCGACAAAAAAUACCAGAUGGCUGACUGGCGUAUCCGUCCUCUGCCCCCCGCUAUGUUUGAUUACGCACGGUCUGACACUCACUAUCUUCUCUACAUUUUCGACCGUCUCCGCAAUGCCUUGAUCGAACGCUCAACGCCCGAGGAAAAUUUGAUCGAUUUCGUCUUGGAAGGCUCCAAGCGUGAGGCGUUGCAGCGAUACGAGCGCCCCGUCUAUGAUGCAGAAAAUGGACAGGGCCAGGGAGGCUGGUAUGAUGUACUCACCCGCACUUCGGGUACCCUGACCAGGGAACAGUUCGCUGUUUUCAAGGCUGUGCAUCAGUGGCGCGAUGAGGUCGCACGGGAGGUCGAUGAAGGUUACCAGUGUGUUUUCCCCAAGUACAUGCUUUUCAAGCUGGCACACAACAUGCCUACGGACAUGGGCACCUUGCUUCGCACACUGUCUCCUGUUACCCCCCUCACAAGAGAACGUGCCAAGAGCCUCUUACUCGUUAUCAAAGAGGCCAAGGCUGCUGGAGCCACCGGGCCCGAGUGGCGUGACUUUGUUCCAUCACUCAAGGAGCUUAUCAAACCUGCCAAGAUCGACCUGACCAAGGCCCCUGUUGCUGAGCGUUAUGAGAAGUCGCAAUUCUGGGGCAACAUGCUGGAAGCGAAUGAGGCCCUCGGCCUCUCCCAUGUCUACCCUCGUCGCUGCAGCUGA
This is a messenger RNA of Penicillium chermesinum, 1758 nucleotides long. Its product is annotated as EXOSC10/RRP6 family protein. The transcript has a single exon. Gene Ontology annotation, molecular function: 3'-5'-RNA exonuclease activity; nucleic acid binding; nucleotide binding. Gene Ontology annotation, cellular component: nuclear exosome (RNase complex); nucleolus. Bases 1 to 1758 code for a protein of 585 amino acids. NCBI's taxonomy places the organism in Eukaryota, Fungi, Ascomycota, Eurotiomycetes, Eurotiales, Aspergillaceae. Gene Ontology annotation, biological process: nuclear polyadenylation-dependent snRNA catabolic process; histone mRNA catabolic process; TRAMP-dependent tRNA surveillance pathway. The record is from RefSeq and is a predicted model, not a curated record.